AUGCAUAUUGAGGAGGCGACCUCUGCUCUUCAAGACGAUAUUGAAGAGGAAAAGGCGAAUUCAGUCUACGAGGGAAAUGCUGUCGGGUACAAGGAAUACCGAGAAGGGUUGCACCUCGAGUUCACUGCAAAGGAGAAUGCCAAUGUCAGAUGGAAGAUUGAUUUCAUCGUACUACCUAUCUUCCUCGUCACUCAAGCGUUGCAGUUCAUGGACAAGACGGCCCUGAACUAUGCAAACCUCCUCGGAUACCAAGAGACGCUGCAUUUAAAAGGCCAACAGUUCAAUUACCUUUCCGCAAUGGUGUACGCCGGCUACUUCUUUGGCCAAUACCCGUGUGGAUGGCUCGUUGGAAGGUUCCCAGCGCAACGCAUCUUGGGAGUGAGCUGCAUGAUGUGGGGUUUAAUGGUCAUUAUCAUGACUCAAUGCCACACAUUCUCCAGUGCUUUGGCUGCUCGUUUCAUCAUGGGUAUAUUUGAAGCUGCUGUCACGCCUGGCUUAACCCUCAUGACCGGAUUUUGGUAUACCCGACAGGAAAUUCCUUUCCGUCAAUGUAUUUGGUACUCGGCGCUUGGAUGGGGUGGUAUUGUAGGAUCCUAUAUUUCCUUAGGUAUUACCAAACUUCCAGUCGACUUCAGUCCGGCACGCUGGGAGCUGUUAUUCUACAUUCUCGGAGGUGCCACCUGUCUCUGGGCGUUUGUGAUCUUCUUUGUUUUGCCUGAUUCCCCCUCAAGUGCCUUCUUCUUGUCAAGGGCCGAGCGCAUCAUUGCAGUCAAGCGAGUCGCUGGUAACGAAACCGGAAUCAAGAACAAAGCCUUUGAUACGAAGCAGGGUAUGAUUGCGUUCACUGAUCCAAAGGCGAUCUUGCUCUUCAUUUCAGUGUUUGCUGCUGCCAUUCCAAAUGGCGUUGUCAACUCUUUUUCGACAAUCAUCAUCAAAGACAUGGGAUUUUCCCAAACGAGAACCACACAGUUGAAAUCGGUUGGUGAUGCAAUUGUUAUCAUCGCGUUGAUCAUCGGUGGCACUAUCACGUUGAAUGUGCCAAACUCCCGACUACUCACCUCCACUGCUGCCAAUAUUCUAUGCACCGUUGCUGCUGCGUGUAUGGCGUAUCUUCCCAGGGAGCAAAAGUGGCAGAGACUCGUUUGCUUUUGGCUGGUGAAUUCGCAAUCUGUCGGCUUCACAGUCUCAUUGGUUACAAUCUCUUCAAACAUGGCUGGUUAUACUCACAGGGCUAUGGCGAACGCUCUCGUGUUCACUGCCUAUUGCUGGGGUAAUUUUGCAGGGCCAUUCGUGGUAAAGUCAUCUGAGGCCCCGGAAUAUAAAGGCGCUACGAUUGGUCUGCUGGUCGGUUACGCAAUUAAGGCAGGAUGCCAUCUCUCAUUGCUCGGUUAUAUGUAUACGGUCAAUCGCCGUCGUGACUCACGCUACGGUCCGGCCGACAAGGCCAGAAGUAACGAAGCCGGAAUGCAGGAUCGGACCGAGUUUGAAAACAAAGAUUUCAGAUAUGUGCUCUAG
This is a messenger RNA of Penicillium griseofulvum, 1515 nucleotides long. RefSeq names its product Major facilitator superfamily domain, general substrate transporter. The record is from RefSeq and is a predicted model, not a curated record. Gene Ontology annotation, biological process: allantoate transport; transmembrane transport; dipeptide transport. The coding region runs from base 1 to 1515 and encodes 504 amino acids. Gene Ontology annotation, cellular component: plasma membrane. Gene Ontology annotation, molecular function: dipeptide transmembrane transporter activity; allantoate transmembrane transporter activity. The transcript is spliced from 6 exons. NCBI's taxonomy places the organism in Eukaryota, Fungi, Ascomycota, Eurotiomycetes, Eurotiales, Aspergillaceae.